Gasterosteus aculeatus aculeatus (three-spined stickleback) is the source of this 5414-nucleotide messenger RNA. RefSeq names its product DENN/MADD domain containing 5A (gene dennd5a). The record is from RefSeq and is a predicted model, not a curated record. Gene Ontology annotation, biological process: retrograde transport, endosome to Golgi. NCBI's taxonomy places the organism in Eukaryota, Metazoa, Chordata, Actinopteri, Perciformes, Gasterosteidae. Gene Ontology annotation, molecular function: guanyl-nucleotide exchange factor activity; small GTPase binding. Gene Ontology annotation, cellular component: trans-Golgi network.
UGAUUUCCCCAGCUUCGCAGUACCGUAGCACCCGUGAUGGCAGAGAGAAAGCCCUCCUCCGAGUUCCUUUAAUAUGCUCCCGGUUUGGGGGAUAAAGGAACCACCGGACCAGUCUCAAAAUGACCACCGGCUUCAGCUCCGGUUCCUGCCGAUUCGCAGAUUAUUUCGUGAUCUGCGGACUCGACACCGAGAGCGGGCUGGAACCCGACGAACUGUCCGCUUUAUGCCAGUAUAUUGAGGCUACUAAAUUCAAAGAUGGGGCCAGAGGAAAUUUGGCGGGGACAGAUGAAGGUGAGAAUUUUGAGCAGAGUCCAUUGCGGAGAACCUUCAAAUCCAAAGUCCUAGCACAUUAUCCAGACAAUGUCGAGUGGAAUCCAUUUGACCAGGAUGCAGUUGGCAUGCUCUGCAUGCCCAAGGGUCUGGCGUUCAGGACGCAGGUCGAUCCCCGCGAGCCCCAGUUCCACUCCUUCAUCAUCACCAGGGAGGACGGCUCGCGGACGUACGGCUUCGCCCUCACCUUCUUCGAGGAGGUGACCAGCAAGCAGAUCUGCAGCGCCAUGCAGACUCUCUACCACAUGCACAACGCGGAGCAGUACGACAUCUUGCACACUCCCACCUCCCCGCCGGCGCCGGAGCACCAUCGACACCAACACGCCGCGCCGCGCCACGUGCUCCACGCCGCGCCCGCCAUCUCGCGCCUGCAGCGCUUCAACUCGUACGACAUCAGCCGCGACACGCUCUACGUGUCGAAGUGCAUCUGCCUGAUAACGCCCAUGCCUUCCCCUCAGGCCUGUAGGAAGGUGCUGCAGCAGCUCCACCAGGCCGUGUCGUCCCCCCCAGCCUCCCCCCUGCCGCUGGAGAGCUUCAUCUACAACAUCCCUCUACGAGGGUGCCCCUGCCGCCCCUCGGGGGCGGUCGCUCAAAGUUCUCCCGGCGUGUACGGGCCCGUGGUGUGCCAGAGGCCCAGCACGUCGGAGCUGCCGCUCUUUGACUUUGCCAUCGGGGAAAUGUUUCACCUGCUGGGGGUGGAGAACGUCCUCCAGCUGUUCACCUGCGCCCUGCUGGAGUUGCAGAUACUGCUCUACUCGCAGCAUUACCAGAGGCUGAUGACGGUGGCAGAGAGCAUCACAGCCUUAAUGUUCCCCUAUCAGUGGCAGCAUGUGUACGUUCCCAUUCUGCCCGCCUCCCUCCUCCACUUCCUGGACGCCCCCGUGCCGUAUCUCAUGGGCCUCCACUCCAACGGCCAGGACGACCGCACCAAGCUGGAGCUGCCGCAGGAGGCUAACUUGUGUUUCGUGGACAUUGACAACCACUUCAUCGAACUGCCGGAGGAGUUGCCCCAGUUUCCCAACAAGCUGGAGUUCAUUCAGGAGAUCUCGGAGGUACUCCUGUCCUUUGGCUUGUCUCCAGAGGGAAGUAUCCACUCCGGUGUGAGCCAGGCCAAGUACCGCGGGUUCCGAUCUGUUGACAUGGUCUCCGACAAGCGCAACGGCAACCUGGCCUCGCCACUCAACUCCUACCUGCUGAGGGAGAACGAAACCAUCGCCCGACUGCAGGCUCUGGUCAAGAGGACUGGUGUCAGCCUGGAGAAGGUGGAGGCGAGAGAGGACGCCAGCAGCAACAAGGAGCUGCGGGUUCAGUGUGACGAGGAAGAGCUGAAGAUGCACAAGAUCAACAUCCAUCUGCGCGAGGUCUUCGCCAACCGGUUCACCCAGAUGUUUUCAGACUACGAGGUGUUCGUGAUCCAGCCGAGUCAGGACAAAGAGUCCUGGUUCACCAAUCGAGACCAGAUGCAGAACUUUGACAAGGCCUCCUUCCUGUCUGACCAGCCGGAGCCCUACCUGCCCUUCCUGUCCCGCUUCUUGGAGACGCAGAUGUUUGCCUCCUUCAUCGACAGUAAGAUCCUCUGUCACGACGAUGAGGAGAAGGAGCACACGCUGAGGGUGUUUGACUACCGCGUGGAUAAGAUUCGCAUGCUGAACGUCCGCACGCCCACGCUGCGCACCUCCAUGUACCAGAAAUGCACCAACAUCGAGGAAGCGGAGAGAGCCAUCGAGAUGAGAGUCAUGAAGAUUGACCACACCGCCCUGCACCCGCACCUGCUGGACAUGAAGAUCGGUCAGGGACGCUACGAGCAGGGCUUCUUCCCCCGCCUUCAGUCUGAUGUGCUCUCCACUGGGCCCACCAGCAACAAAUGGACCAAGAGGAGUGCUCCCGCCCAGUGGAGGAGGAGGGAUCGACAGAAGCAGCACGCGGAGCACCUUUACCUAGACAACGACCAGAGGGAGCAUGUAGAGUGUUUGCUUCCCGAGCGGCAGCUCCUGCUGUUUCUUGACUACUACUGGCUCUCACAGUCCUUCCAGCCAUGUCUAAAGUCGGUUACAGUGGAUGUGAAGUACAUCCAGGAAGCCAGGAACCUGGGCACAACCAUCAGACAGCCCAAGUUGUCAAACCUGUCGCCUUCUGUCAUCGCUCACACUAACUGGAAAUUUGUUGAAGGACUGCUGAAGGAGUGCAGGAACAAGACCAAGCGUAUGCUGGUGGAGAAGAUGGGUCGGGAGGCCGUGGAGUUGGGCCACGGAGAGGUCAGCAUCACCGGUGUUGAAGAGAACACUCUUAUUGCGAGCCUCUGUGACCUCCUGGAGAGGAUCUGGAGCCACGGGCUGCAGGUCAAACAGGGUAAAUCUGCCUUGUGGUCCCACCUGCUGCAUUAUCAGGAGAGCAAAGAGAAGAAAAAUGCAACUCCAGGUUGUUUGGGACCUCCAGGUUUCAUUCAUGACACAGAAAGACGCAAAUCUGAUGGUGGUGGAGCAGCAAUGCCACCUCUUAAAGUCUCCCUGACACAGGACAUGAGACACAUUCAGAACAUCAGUGAGAUAAAGACAGAUGUGGGCAAAGCCAGAGCCUGGGUUCGCCUCUCUAUGGAGAAGAAGCUGCUCUCCAGACACCUGAAGCAGCUGCUUUCAGAUCACGAGCUGACCAAAAAACUGUACAAGCGAUACGCCUUCCUCCGCUGUGAUGAUGAGAAGGAGCAGUUUCUCUACCACCUCCUGUCCUUCAAUGCCGUGGACUACUUCUGUUUCACCAACGUCUUUACCACCAUCAUGAUCCCCUAUCACGUAGUGGUGGUGUCCAGUAAGAAGCUGGGGGGCUCCAUGUUCACAGCCAACCCUUGGGUGUGUGUUUCUGGCGAGCUGGCAGAGACCGGAGUCCUGCAGGUCCCCAGAAACACUCUGGAGAUCACCUUCGAGUGCCAGAACCUGGGAAAGCUCACCACGGUGCAGAUGGGUCACGAUAACACGGGGCUCUACGCCAAGUGGCUGGUGGAGUGCGUGGUGGUCCGUAACGAGAUCACGGGCCACACUUACAAGUUUCCGUGUGGCCGGUGGUUGGGGAAGGGCGUGGACGACGGCAGUCUGGAGAGGAUCCUGGUGGGGGAGCUGAUGACCCCCAGCACAGAGAACGAUGAAAGGAUGUGCCGCACCCCCCCGAUGCAGCAGUCACCCGGGAUGAUGAGGAGGUUUGUUACCAUCUCGCCAAACAGCAGACCAAAGUUAAACACAGGUCAGAUCCAGGAGGGAGUGGGGGAGGCCAUCAAUGGGAUCGUGAAGCACUUCCACAAGCCAGAGAAGGAGAGAGGAAGUCUCACCCUCCUCCUUUGUGGGGAGUACGGCCUCGUCUGGGCCCUGGAGCAGGUUUUCCUGCAUGGUUUCAAAUCCCCGCGACUCUUUAAGAAUGUUUUCAUCUGGGACUUCUUGGAAAAGUCCCAAGUAUAUUUUGAAAGUGCAGAGCAGCGGGAGGAGACUCCAGAUGAAAACUGGCAAACCCGAGUGCGCCACUUCUGCCGCUUCACGCGCGCCAUCAACAACACGUCCAGAAACAUCGGCAAGGACGGGAAGUUCCAGAUGCUCGUCUGUUUGGGUGCAAGGGACCAUUUGCUGCAUCACUGGGUCGCUCUGCUCGCAGACUGUCCAAUCACCAAUCAGAUGUAUGAAGAGAUCGCACUGAUGAAGGACCGCUCUUUGGUGAACUCUCUAAUAAGAGUGCUACAGACCCUGCAAGAGUUCAACAUCACCCUGGAGGCUUCGCUUGUCAAAGGUGUUGGUAUCUAAAAACAAACCAACUUCCCACCAGUUGUAUCUGACCAGGACGGUUUCUCACAGUUGGGACCACUAAAAAGAAUAACGUUACCUUUUAUAUGGAGGAAAAGACUUGAACAAAGGACAUUUUCUGGCUUAUUUUAAAGCUACUGUUACAUUUGCCAUAUAUUAAGUGCAAUGAGCCUUUCAAAAUGUGUUGUUAUUUUUAUCCUCAAUGAUGAUGCCAUUAGAUGUUAAAAAUAUGUUUUCUAUUAUGAACCAUCCUUUUCACAUUAUUGACCAUGACUUACUUGUGCUAUAAUGUUUUAUUAAAAGCUAAAUGUUUUCGUUUUUUCUUGUGAACUGCUGACAAUGGCUAUAUUUAAGGAAAAGCGAGGAUCAAAACUUCCUAUAUUUUCAGAGAAAAACAGUAUUAUUUUGUUAAAUCAGUCAAGUUGCUUGCUCUGUUGUCAACUCGGGAUUCCAAUGUCACUACACAGAGCUUGAAGCAAAUUAUGUAGAAGUAUGCUUUAUAAGUAUGUGUAUGACAGGGGGGGGGGUGGGUUCAGAGAAUGAUUUAUAUACAUCAACAUUAAAAGGCUGUCACAUUUGAGUCUCUCCCUGUGAAAUGUACUGCUGUGCAGAUCUUUUAAAUGGAAUGCCCUAAGUAAAGUAUCUGGUCCUUUUUGCACGUUAAUAAGACUGUGAGGCUUCACCUUGUGUUCAGUGAUGGACGGUGUAUUGAUUUGGAUAAAGGGAAAUACCCCACGUCUUUGGCUUGUGUUCCAGAUACAAGUCUUCCAAGAGAAAGCCUCGUGUAAAUACCUCCAUGGCCCUCUCCCCCGUCCUAAAUCCCAGCCCUUACACUACAGCCCUCUUCUCUGGUUAAAACGGUGUGAUGAUGUGUGUCGACUCCUGAUGAAGGACGAUCUCCUGCUUCCCACGUGGGGAACAAAAAGGACAGCUCUUUCCUGCUCCUGACUUUGCCAUGAUGGUUUCUUGCUAUGCAAUAUCCACAACGGAAAAUUCAACCCCGUACAGACACAUGGUGUUACCGGGCCCUAUUCUGAACGUUAUUGUGCAGAAGAUGAGAUUUAAUAUGUGAAGGCAUUCUUUUCUGUGCCAACAACUGUCUGGAACGACUGUGUUGUACUCGUCUGUGUACGACCCACACAUGAGCAUCUUGGGAGAUAUAUAUUUUUGUUUUCCAAUACCGUUGUACAUUUAUUAACAUAGCUGUGUAAUGUAGUGUUUACUAAGUGAGCAGCAGUGUACAGUGUAAAAAUAUAAAAAGAAUAAAGCAUAUGUAACGCAUUAAAGUACAUUUAAUUGUAA